Messenger RNA from Podarcis muralis (Common wall lizard), 6685 nucleotides. Its product is annotated as one cut domain family member 2. Gene Ontology annotation, cellular component: nucleus. Gene Ontology annotation, biological process: regulation of transcription by RNA polymerase II. The record is from RefSeq and is a predicted model, not a curated record. Lineage: Eukaryota; Metazoa; Chordata; Lepidosauria; Squamata; Lacertidae. Gene Ontology annotation, molecular function: DNA-binding transcription factor activity, RNA polymerase II-specific; RNA polymerase II cis-regulatory region sequence-specific DNA binding.
GGAGGAGGAGGAGGAGGAGGGAUCGCCUGGCCGGGGGAGAGCGAGCGAGCGAUGGAGUUGAGCCUCGACGGGCUCGGCAGCCUCCACCAGGCGGGCGAGCUCUUGAGCUCCGCCGGGGCGCACGCCCGGCAGCCUCCGCCUCCUCCGCCGCCGCCUCCCCCUCCGCCUCCUCCCCCGUCGGCGCACCGCAACCUCGUCUCCUCGCACGGCCGGCCGGCCAUGGUCUCCAGCAUGGCGUCCAUCCUCGACGGGGCGGGAGACUACCGGCCGGAGCACACCUUGAGCGGCCCUCUCCACCCGGCUAUGAGCAUGGCUUGCGAGUCGCCCUCGGGGAUGAGCACCUACACGACUCUGACGCCUCUGCAGCACCUGCCGCCCAUCUCCACCGUCUCCGAGAAGUUCCACCACCAUCACCAUCCUCACCACCACCAGCACCACCACCCGCACCACCCGCCGCACCACCAGCGGCUCUCCGGGAGCGUCAGCGGCAGCUUCACCCUCAUGCGCGAGGAGCGCAGCUUGGCCGCCUCCAUGGGGAACUUGUACGGCCACUACCCGAAGGACAUGCCGUCUAUGGGGCAGGCGCUGUCGCCCCUCUCCAACGGCCUGAGCCUACACAACGGGCAGCAGUCGCUGGCCCCCUACGGCCCCGGCGCCCACCUGGCUGGAGACAAGUUACUUUCGCCCAACGGCUUCGACCCUCACAUGCUAUCCAGGAGCGAGGAACACCUGGCGCGGGGUCUGGGGGCUCCGGCCUCCGGCAUGAUGUCCUCUCUGAACGGCAUGCACCCCCACGGAGGACACCCCCACGGGCAAGCCAACGGCGCCCUGCUGGGCGAGCGGGAGAGGCAAGGCUCGUCCGCGUCGGGCUCGCAAGGCGGCGGCUCCGGGCAGGUGGAAGAGAUCAACACCAAGGAAGUGGCGCAGCGGAUCACGGCCGAGCUGAAGCGCUACAGCAUCCCGCAGGCCAUCUUCGCCCAGCGGAUCCUGUGUCGCUCGCAGGGCACCCUCUCCGACCUCCUGAGGAACCCCAAGCCGUGGAGUAAGCUGAAGUCCGGGCGGGAGACCUUCCGACGGAUGUGGAAAUGGUUGCAGGAACCGGAGUUCCAGAGGAUGUCUGCCUUGAGGCUGGCGGCAUGCAAACGUAAAGAACAGGAGCAGCAGAAGGACCGGAACCUACAGCCGAAGAAGCAGCGCCUCGUCUUCACGGACCUGCAGCGCCGCACCCUGAUCGCCAUUUUCAAGGAGAACAAGCGGCCUUCCAAGGAAAUGCAGAUGACCAUCUCGCAGCAGCUGGGCCUGGAACUCAACACCGUUAGCAACUUCUUCAUGAACGCUCGCCGGAGGUGCAUGAACCGUUGGCAGGAAGACCCGGGCGCCAACCCCGGCGUUCCCUCUUCAUCUACAAGCACUUUUUCCAAAGCAUGAUCUCCUCCUCCUUCUCACCCUCUCCCUACAUCUCCCCACUCUUGUCCAACACCACACAGCAGCCAAAAAACUCAUCGCCUUCUCCAUGCUGGCUUUCCUUCUCCUCACCGCCAUGCGCACACCUUGAGCAACCAGCCACUCAUACCUCAAGCACAGCCAUCCACACCAGGUGCAACUGGGAUGCUGCUAGAGCUCUGGGAGCAUCCAUGCGUCUUAGAUGCACAACUGCCAUGCGUCUGAGAUGCACAAGAGCCCUUGCCUCCGGCCGCCUUCUGAAAGCUGGUGCCUGAUUUGCAGAGGGUCACUUGCUUGGCGCCAUCUCACUAGCAGCCCCAAAAUCUUUGGCUUAGGUGAGAGAUGCCACUUGCCCCAUAAACAAACAAACAAACAAGCACCCAGCCCAGAGGGUGUUGUGCCAUUCUGAUGGCUGGGCAAGGGGAUUAAGGGGCUGGUUUAAUUGCAGACGUUUUCAAGGAAGUCUGUUUUGAAGUCCCCAUUAUGGGGGAGGCGAAAGCCAUAUCGCUGAGGGUUGGUGGGUGCCUUGGCCAACUGAGUGUGCGCUGGAUGCCUUAAACACAGGCCAGCACUGGGCAAUUGUUGGGAGGGCAAGUAACCAUGUAACCAUGUCAAACUGGUACACCUUCCUUCUGCCCUUUCCCUGUCCCUGGGUUUCAACCCCUAGACCAUUCACCUUUCAAUAGUAAAGCAUUUGCUUUGCAUGCAAAAAAUAAAUAAAUACCAGGCAUCUGCAGGCAUGGCUGGGGGAAAUUCCCAGCCUGAAAUCUCCAGAGAGCUGUUGCCAGUCAGUGUAUACAGUGCUGAGUGAAACGGACCUAUGGUCUGUCUCAGUAUUAGGUAGCUUUCUAUUUUCCUACCAUGGCUACCUUGGCACCAGCAAUGGUCUUGCAUUCUAGGACACAGCUGAGCCCCCAAGUUUCCAGACCCCUGCCCCUGCCCCCACAGCUCCAUUUCAAACGAGGGUCAUUGUUGCGAAGCUGAUAACAGCCCUUUUGGAUGCGGGGCAGGGAAAAGGCAAACGACCGUGUCGCGUGGGAACGGUUUGCAAUUCGUUUGGGGACAAGCUGUUGCAUCCUAGGCAAUGGCGAGUGGAAUCAAUGGUGGCCUGCAUGAAUGGUGUUUAUGGGGUGUUUCUCAGUUUGCAAACAAAAAUGCGUAAGGGGGCUGAGAAGUUUUUUAAAAUAAUAAAAAAACCAGUAAUGAGUAUGGCAUUCGUAGGACCAACAUGGGGAAAGCAUGGAGAACCAUCUUUGCAAGCAUCACCAAAACAUUACCAUGCUGUCCUCACGCACAUUUGUUCCCCACUCACCUGCUCAACACCUUUCCUUGCAUCCCAUCGUCUACGCAGCUCAUGAACAGAAGGCGUUACUCUCCAAACCAACCCCUCCAUGAGUAUACAACUGCACAACAACAUGAUUCACGUCUACCAAAAAGAAAAAAAAUGAGCAACCAAAAAGUGUAGGAGAAUCAGCCGAAGAGAAGACUUCUUGUUCUUGUUCUAUCAAUGGUUCCUCUCAAAGGAAUUCCAAGCCAAAGUAUGGAAAGGAAGAGGGAGAGUAGCAACUCACACGAAAAAAUACCCCCUUCCUCCCCCCUGGAAUCAGUCGUGCGGGGGGGUCUAAAGCUAAGUUGCACUGUGUCACCUCGAGAGAGAGAAAAUAUAAGCGGGUCACGAAGCACAUUUUAGGUACAUAAUUCGGGUAUUUAAAAAGAGAGAGAGAGGAAAACGAAAAGCUUUAACGAAACCAAAGGAAAGGAGAGGACAGGAUUUCCGUUCUUUUUUCCGGACGCUGGACCGCCGUCUCGCCUUCUGUCUUGACCUUGGUUUCAUUCCAGAAGACAGCCCCAGAUUGGACCGAUUCUGUCCAUCUCCUCGCAGCGUACCUCCAAGGCCCCCGCCUCCUUUAUCCUGCUAUCGACAGAGAGAGGUGGGGAAAUGACCGAUAUGAUAAGAACUGGAUUGGUGGACGGAGGCCCCAAUUGCGAAUCUGCUUGCAGAACAGAGAUAUAUUUAAGUACGGAUCGACAUUGUGGGUGGAGAGAAAUGCAAACUUCCUUCUCAACCACCCCCUGUCCCCAUUCCACCCCUCUGCUCCUGGAAAAAGAAAAACUCUACAACAAGCUCAAAAAAAUUAAAUGGAUCUCUGGCAACGUAUGAAAGAUAACUGACUAUUUGAGUGUGUGCAUGGGUGAAUGUGUGCCAAUUAACAGCCUGCCUUAAAAAAUAAGUAAAUUACAAGAUAGAUACACCACGAUUCUCUUCUUCAUUUCUGGAAGGAGCGUUGUCCUCAACAGGGGCCGGCACCAUGAAUCACGAGUGACUUGCAAAGGUGAAAUAAAACGAGACAAUGGCGGGGUCAAAAGAGGAUGAGGGACACUUUCGCGAGCCAAGCCUCCCCAAAGUUUGAACCCAAAGGGCCGAAGAGGAGAUGACGUCGAGAAGCCCAGGGGGCAAGAGAAUCUCACCCUCGCCACCUCCCCAGCAAACGUGGGGGUUUCUUUGUGUGUCUGUGCGUCCAUGUGUCUGUGUGUCUUCUUGUUUUUGAUUUUUAAUGGGACAAUACCAAAUUGAUGCGGGUACAAAUAGCACGGUCUGUGUGGAGGUCUUUCCCCCCCUGUUCACUUUACGUUGAAGGCGAAGUGUUGAAUCCACGGUUAGGCGACUUGUGGAACGACGAGGAGGAGAAGGAGGAAAGCCACACCAUCGGAUAAUAUUAUUUGAUUCGAAAGGAGGAUGAACUUUGAAAAGAAAAGAGAAGAAACUUUAACCAGAAACCCACCCACCCACCCCCAAAAUUAUGCCCCAAUCUAUUGAGCGGGUGUGACCAUCAGGGUGUGAGCAGGGGAGAGAUGGUUGAACCAACCCAAACAGACGACGGAAGGAGGGGAAUGUAGCAAAUGCAGAGCUGUGUUUUGCCAAAGGAGGAAGAUAGGGUGCGAAAGGAUAAGGGAAGCAAAUAUAUAUAUUUCCCUCUCCGCCCAGUGUCCACCCCCCUCUCCAAGCGCCCCCUAUUCCCCCCAAUCCUGUCUUGUCUUUGUCGUGACGUGUCGACGCUAACGGACGAUGGAGGGCGAAGACAGUGGAUUUCUGUACCUGAUUUUGUGGAGUAUUUAAGGGCUGAGAAGCCACGCCAGAAAAUAAAAGAAGAAAGGUAAUAAACGGGGGCCUGACCUUGGCUAAAAAAUAAAUAAAGAGAGCACCCCAAGGACAAGGAAGCUGUCGACGAGCGACUGGCCCCCCAAGCGUGAAAAAAAAAAAAGACGUUUGUAGUGAGACCCAAAAAAAUAUAGGCUACCUCACUUGAGUUUUCGAGUUUUUCGUGAUUUGAGAAUCACACCUGAUACCAAAGAUUUGUUCCCCUUGCCUGGUUUGUGGUGGAAUCUAAACACACCCACCCCUAAACUCCCCCAACCUUCCUUAUCCUCGUUCCCACGCUACCGCCAUAAUCAUCCCUAGAUGGUUAUGUCACCCACCAUGACCCAUAGAUGUUGUAGCCAACCUUCUUCCUUCCCCAGACCCCCAUAUCUUGCUCUUUCCAUUGCUCCCCCCCCCCAGAGAGAAAGACAGACAGACAGAGACAAAGAGAGAGAGAGAGAGGAGAGAGAGAGAACAUGAUCUUUAGAGUGAUAGAGUGCCUUUUCUUGUACCAAAGGUGGUAGACCACGUUUCUUUGUCCUAUAAACUCACACAGUAACUUACCUCAGUUCUCUUAAUGGGAUGGAUCCCGGCUACUCUCGUUUGCUUUUGGGUGAUGGGGCAGAAGGCCAGUCUACCCCUUGUUCCCUCCUUGUCCCUCCCUUCUCGCCCAACUGCCCAAGAGACUAAUUCUUCCUCCCCAACUUGAGUGCCUGCGAAUGCGCACAAGAACCAAAAUGUGCUUAUUGGGCUCUUAACAUUCAUGGAUAUUAACGUUCUGGAACUUUGUCUGUACCAAUGAAUCGGGUGAGAAGAGACUCCAUAGCUCAGUGGCAGAGAACAUGAUCUGCUUGCAGGUCCAGGUCCCAAACAUCUCUCUGUCACAUUCUGUGGGACCCUGGAGAGCCUUGUAGGGUCUCCAACCUGCCUGGUUCAAGGUGCUUUGAAGCUCCAAAGUUUGGGUCUUCAAAGCACCUUGGAAGUCAACGGAUGAGCAGGAGCUGAAACCUGUUCGCCGUUGCCAGUGCGCAAUUGUUGUCCAGGGCUCUCCAGAUGUUCUUAUGAAGAACACAGAGAGAAAGAGACAGAGAACAGCUGUUCCCUAUAUGUCCUGCCCAUGAGCUUCCUGAAGGAAUCUUGAUUGGUUACCAAGAGAACAGGUGGCUAGACUUGAUGGGAAUUUGGCUUCACCCAGCAGGUCUCGUUUGAGGUUCUCCAGAACCUAUCUCCACCUGAGUUGGAAAAAGGAAAUUGAUGUUUCUUCUCGCGUUAUCCUCACCUUUCAUGGGUUGUAGGUGUCAGACCCCCCAGAACACAUGCGACCGACCCACCUUCUCUCCCAAGACCCCUCUAUCCCAAGCUAAAUCACACCCCCUCCAUCUUUUGACCCAACACCCAAAUAGCCUUGUUGAUACCAAAGAAAUUCUCCGCUCAGGAGGAAAAAAUAACAACCCUUUGCAUAAACCCAGCCAAACGACCCGACCCACCGCCUCUCUCUCCAUCACAAACCUGGCAAGACUUUUGACAAUGUUCUCUGAAAUACCUCAAAAAUAAAAUAAAAUAAAUAUUUAAUGUAUAGUUUAUGUGACAAAAAAAAUAAUGAUGAUGAUAAUAAUAAUAAUUACUUAGCUAGUUUUUGGAAUUUGCAACUUGAAGCUUUAUACUGUUAAAUUAUAAUUUUUUUGCAGAGGGCGGCAUGUUGUAAUUAUGUUAAGAUCCUCAUUGGGAGACGUAUUGAAUGUUAAGAAAAGGGAAAGGGAAAACUGGUUCGUUUCAUGAUUUUUUAAAGAGGGAGAGAGACGAAGAGAGGGAAACGAAGGUUCCUUGGCGUUUACAGAUUUCAUAUUUAAACGAGUCCUUUAAAAGAAAAAAAAAUCACAAAAUAAUACUAAUACCUGUUGCUUUCGGGGAUGUUGUUCUUUUCUUCUCCUCUCCUGCUGAGUCAUGUCUUACGAGAGUAUUUAUUAUAUGUGUUUAUGUGUUAAAUUGUAAUUUAAGAAGAAGAAGAAGAAGAAAAAGACCAAAAAAUAGAGAGAUGAAAUGGAAAUUUGAUUUAUGCAUGGAAAACAAAAUAUACUCUUUCUUGAAGUAACGUAAUAAUUA